AUGGCGGCGGAUUUCGGUUUGCAGGCCUUGAGAACGAAGCGGAAGGCAGGGCGGCUGGUCACCCUGGACGACGGCGGUUCCGCCGUCGAGUUCGAUGGCAAGGUCUGGAACAAGCGGGAGCUGUUGCAGGCGGGGGGAGAACCCUCGGCACCGUCGGAGAGAAUCGAGUGGGCAGCCGACGGCUUGGUGGUCCUAGCCGUGCCGCAGAAGUCGGAGCGGAGGCACAGCCGGAUGAUCGCCCGCUUGGGCAGCGAGGACCCUAUGGGCCAUGGCAUCGCGGUGGAGGUGGCCAAGCGCCGGGCCAAUCACGUGGCCAAGCGCGCGUCUCGAUCUUUGGGAAAGAGGCAGCAGCGCAUCCAGAGGAGCAGGACGGCCCUGCUCGCGGACUCGGCCGUGCCCAAGGAGCGGAAGAACCCGGUGCGCUCGAUGCUGCCAGUGAUUGCGAAGGCCGAGGACUUCGUGGCCGGCGCCAAGCAGGUGGCGAAGGAUGCGGUGCGAGACACGGUGAAGCGCUCCAAUGAGGUCUUUAAGGAGCUCCGAAAGGCCGCCGCGGCGGAGAACGUCUCCAGAGAGGUGGAGGAUAUGGAUGAGCUUGGGCAGGUGGCACGAGGACUCCGUGCCCCUGGGGCCGACGCCCUAGGCCUCAAGGAGAACUUUGGUUUGGCCUUGCUGCCGGGCUGGCCCGUCGCCCAACUCCAAAGUGCCUUCCGGCACCGCGCGCGGCAGUGCACCGUGGUCGACUUGCCUUUGCUGCCGCCCUUGGCCUUCGCCUCGGCGCAGCGCGAGUCGCUGGCCUCCUUGGGCCUCGCGGCGCGCGAGACGCUGUCGGGGCGGGACCUUGAGCAGCGCAACCUGCGGCUGAGCAGCCAGAGCCGCCUGAGCCGCUUCUCGCGCAGCUCGAGGACCUCCGAGCUCACGGAGGAGCUGAAGUCUCAGACCACGGAAGUCACCGAAGGGAAGAGCGAGGGACCUGAGGAGGCGCUCUACAUGGAUGAGGACGCCGAUGGGACGACCUCGGACUACUCGAGGUCCAACAGUGGUUGGAGUGUGCCAGAUGAUGGGGAGGAUUCUGCAGAUGGCUCGGGCCCCAGCGGACCGAGCUCUCCGGGCAUCGCCCCGGAGCCGCCGAAGCGCGGCAGCCGCGGCAGCCAGCGAAGCAUGACGAGCGGUCUGUGGCUCCUCAACCGUGCCAGUGGCGACUUUGACGAUCUGCGCACCACCGCCAAGAAGAAGUUGCAGAGGAUGAAUACCUCGGUGCAGGCCUUUUCCCAGGCGGCUGCGGGGUAUGCCUCCGAGGCCGCGGCCAAAGCGGUGAAUAAGGUGAAGAACUUCGCGUUGCAGAGGAAGCUGCGCGGCAUGGGACGGCGGGAGUUCACCAGCCGGGUCUUGGUGCGCAAGGUCGUCCCCGGUUCUUCUGGGGGACCCCUCCUUGCUCGGGAAAUCCCUGGUGGCCAAAACACCCGGGACCUCGCCAUGCGCUGUCCGGAGCUGGGCGCGCUCGUGGCUUCUGCACUGAUCGCUGGCAGCAUGUUCCUCUUCACCAGCCUGGUGAAGGACGCAUUUCCACCCUUGAGCCUGGUGAUGUUCCGCAUGCUGCUGGGCAGCGCUGGGCUCCUGGCUGGGACUGCGAGCGCACAGGCCAUGGGCUGGCAUCGAUCCUCGUCUCCGGCACGGGAGGAGGUGCUCUACCUGUGCGCGAUCGGUGCGAUGAACACCGUGCUGCCCUACACGCUCUAUGCCGCUGCCUUGGGCAAGGGCGAAUCCGUGAGCUGCGCCUCCGCUUUGGCGGGCGCAACCCCUGUGUUCGCAGCCGGGCUGAUGGCGCUUAGUGGCAAGCUGACGCUGCAGACGGAGGGGCCAGGCUUGCUGCUGGGCUUGCUGGGCGUGCUUCUCAUCGUCUUCCGCCGGGGGCGCUGGUCCCACGGCAGCUUCCAGGGUGUAGCCCUGCAAGUGCUCGGCGUCUUCUUCAAGGCCUCUGCGGCCUGCUUAGCUGGGGCGAAGAAUGCCAGGAAAGACCUCAAGGCCUCGGUGCUGCUGCAAGCACUCCUCCAAGCGCUCUGUGGCGCAGCUUUGGCGGCUGUCCUCUCCUUGCUCUUGGAUGCUCGGGCGCAGACGCCACAUUGGUUAGACCCCAAAGAUCUCAGCCAUGGUGGCUAUGGCUUCUUGUUUUCGGUGACCUCUCAGCAAUGGCUCUGCUUGGUGGCACUCUCUUUGAUGGGGAGCUGCGUGGUCUAUCUCCUUCAGUUCUUCCUUUUGGCGCGGGUGGGCGCGGUGCGUCAAACCUUAAUGGAUCAGCUCGCGCUGGUCAUUGGUGUCGUGGAAGGAGGGCUCUUCCGCGGUGAAUGGCGCGACGCCUCUUUUUCCGAACUCUUGACCUUCCUCUUUGGCGCUGCCUGCGUACUGGUGGCGACCGCCCUGCUCUAUCAUCCAAGCCAGUUGAAUCAUCGCACGAGGAGCAGCUGCACCUGCGAGGACGCUAUCAGCUUGGAGACCAUGGCCAGUGAGGCCAUGCUGCACAGCGGAUGA
Messenger RNA from Durusdinium trenchii, 2526 nucleotides. Lineage: Eukaryota; Dinophyceae; Suessiales; Symbiodiniaceae. The record is from the annotation of a GenBank genome assembly.